AGCCGCCCUCUUGCUAGCUCUGUAUCCGCUUUGAAUUACACAGGCGUGACCUGCAGUGUGUCCUCCAAACUGUCACAGUUUUGCUGAUACAUUUAAGGACAAGGACAACCGAAAUAUGGUGUACGAGGAGAAAAUGAUAACGAACGGGGAACCCGAGGAUGACGAGGAAGAAGAGGAGGAAGAAGAAAUGGUGGAUCCGCUUGAGACAAUGCGACAGAAGUGUGCAGAGACAGAACACUGUGUGCACACUCAGGCACGCCUGGAGCAGUGCGAGACCCGAGUCAACUCUCGCUCCGCCACAGAGGAGGAUUGCACCGAGGAGCUUUUUGACUUCCUCCAUGCUAGGGACCACUGUGUGGCACACAAGCUUUUCCAUUCAGUUAAAUGAACCACUCCCUCUUCCAUUGGCAAGGUUGAACAAGGAGGAGACUAUGGUUCUAAUUAACAUCUAUAUGUAAAUCUGUUAUUUUGCAUUAUGUGAACAUGUGACAAAAUGGUGUAAACAGUAAAAUGAGUCAAUAUUUAAUUAAAGUGGAUGACUUAAGACACCCUG
Molecule: messenger RNA, 553 nt
Organism: Doryrhamphus excisus (bluestripe pipefish)
Lineage: Eukaryota; Metazoa; Chordata; Actinopteri; Syngnathiformes; Syngnathidae
Gene: uqcrh
Product: ubiquinol-cytochrome c reductase hinge protein
Biological process (GO): mitochondrial electron transport, ubiquinol to cytochrome c
Cellular component (GO): respiratory chain complex III
Source: RefSeq, a predicted model, not a curated record